CAGAGCUUCUGCAAUGUUUCAGAGCCCAGUGCUUUUCCAAGAUGCACUCACAGUGGAUUGCCACAGCCUAAAGGACAAGUCAAGAGGCUUUUAUUGUCAUUCCAUCUAUGUGCACAGUGGAGUGAAAUUACGUUCCUCCAAGGCACAACACGGUGCAACAUGAAGCAGAAGAGGCAGUACAAAGUGCAACGUGCAGACGGAGCCAGCAGUUGUGUUGGCACCUCCGGCGGGCACAUUUACGGAUCAGCUGGAGCAGCUUAUGCGAGUUGCCUGAGAGCGACAUGACCCCAGCAGCCAUCAAUCACUGGCCAUGACAGCGAGGGUGGCCACUACAACAUGACUCCAAGGCCACGUAGCUACUUGCUUCUGUCAUGAGCCUCAGCAAGCUCUUGGAGCUAUUCGGCCAAGCAUUUGACGAGGCCCCCCAUGGCCCAGUUAGGCAACUGGUGAUCAUCACAAACCCCAGCAGAUGGAUCUCACUGUGGCCUGAAACGGGUGUCCGGACACAUGCAGACGUCCAGCCUUGGUGGGUCAUCAGUUACAGCCCUGAGCUGGCACUGGCUCAAAGGGGAUGCUGGGAAAUGCAAUCCAUAUGGUGGCACUAUAAAGCUUAGCACUGAGCACAUCCAUAGUCCAAUAUCAACUCAGGACUCUUCAAAAACCAUCAAUUCAGUAGGUGCCUCUCCCGUAGCGACCGCGGUGGUCAGCUGUAUUGAAGAUUCCUCCAGAGAUCAAGGUGACCAGGACCGGCUGCUUCCAAGUGGAGGUCCUGCUGGAUUUGAUAUGCGGAUUCUAUGCCAUGUGAUAUUCCUGGUUAUGCUGGGAGGCAUUUUUUGCCAAAAUAACCGCAGUGCAAAGCCAAGUGGCAAACCUGCGAAAAAAGCCAGCAGCACCCAAACAGCUGAAGUUGCCCAGCAUGCCCCAGAUGAAGACUUGUACCCCGUACCAGGAGCUGCAGCCAGCUCCAGCAAAGACACCAUCCCUGCAGCCCGUGGAGGGACACAGCAGGGAGCAUCCGCCACCAAGCCUGCUGAAGACAUGAAGCUGCACUUCCUUAGGAACACACCGGCCAUGUGCAAUGACGGCACCACAGCUGGGUUUUACCUAAAGGAGUUCAAAGGAAGCAAGAGGUGGCUGAUAUUUCUGGAGGGUGGAUGGUGCUGCUACAACAAAGAGACCUGCGAUUCCAGAUAUAAAAAUAUCCCGCGCCUCAUGAGCUCAGCUGACUGGCCACAGACACGGAAAGGGAGUGGAAUUCUAUCUGCACAAGCUGAUGAAAAUCCUCACUGGUAUAAUGCCAAUAUUGUGUUCGUGCCCUACUGCUCUAGUGAUGUGUGGAGUGGUAACAAGCCUGCAGCAAAAGCCAAACAGGGGAAAGAAACAGAAUACUCCUUCAUGGGAUCUGUGAUCAUUCGGGAGAUGAUCAAAGACCUUGCAUCAAAAGGAUUAAAACAGGCCAAGGUCGUGAUGCUGGCUGGAACUAGUGCCGGGGGAACAGGUGUGCUACUCAACAUUGAGAAAGUGGCCAGUCAGCUGGAGCAGCUGGGGGCAGACACGCAGGUCCGAGGCCUCGUCGAUUCUGGAUGGUUUCUGGAGAGCAAGCAACAAAAGGCCCCUGACUGCCCAGACAGCAUCUCUUGCUCUCCUGUUGAUGCUAUUAAGAAAGGGAUCCGGUUAUGGAAUGGAGUUAUUCCAGAGAAGUGUAAGCAACACUACAAAAGAGGCGAGGAGUGGCAAUGCUUUUUUGGACACAAACUGUACUCCUUCUUGAGCUCACCACUGUUUGUGGUACAGUGGCUUUUUGAUGAGGAACAGUUGCGUGUCGAGAACAUAUACAUGGGUGGCCAGUCCCUUUCUGAGCAACAGUGGACCUACAUGCAGAACCUGGGAAAAGAGCUGAAAAACUCCCUCAAAGAUGUUACGGCUGUGUUCGCCCCCUCCUGCCUAUCUCACACAUUGAUCACCAGAAGUAACUGGAUGGAAUUCCAAGUGAAAGGCACAUCCUUGUCUCGCGCCCUACAGUGCUGGGACAGGAGCCUUCAAGAGGCCAGCAAGAACAGCAAAACUGCCCUGAAAGGCUGUCCCUUUCACCUGAUUGACAGCUGCCAAUGGCCUCAGUGCAACCCCACCUGUCCUGUAUUGAUCGACCAGGCCACACAGCAGGAGAUGACUCUGCUCCAGGUGCUAGCCAGCAUGGGCUUGGACUUGCAAAAGCUUGGCAUAGAUGCACGCCGGGACAGUAGCACAUCCACUGGCAUGAUCAGCAACGGUGGCUAAGGAAUUAGCAAGCGAUGGUGGAGCAAGUUCUCAUUGUCAGAAAAAUAAAAUCACUUUAUCCAUACUGUAGAGACUGCUCAGUGGCGCCCCUACAGCCACACAGCAUUCUGUUGUGUUCCAAAAGGAAUUGAGAUGUUUGACAAGUGGGUGUGUGUUUGGAUUUCUGUGCCAACAGACUGUCUUCGCAACCCUGUGUAUCCAAUAGGGAUUGGGUUUUGGGUUUUGCCUGAGACUCCUGAAUGAAGCUUGAGUUAUGAGUACAUGUAGCUAGUCACAGUUAAUCCAUAACUAAUGCUAGAUAAUCUGCAACUCUUGAACAAGGAGAGUAGAUCAAGGUGUCAUUUUAAUUGAACCAAAACUGUUUUAUCUUUGUAUGACAUUUCUUUGUACAGGACAUACCUUGCCAACAAAGGCAAAAGGUCUACAUGGCUGAACGAUACAAGCUCCCAACCUGAGCAGUAAAGUAAUUAAUAUCUUUACUAACUAAUAAAUAAUAUAUGUACUUCAGAAAAUGCAUCAACAUCUUUCCAAGUAGCUUACGUCACUCUGUGUUGUCAGAUACAAGGUUAGAAGCAGUUCUGAUUACUCCUCUAUACUUUCCCUGUAUGUUCUUAGAAAUGCAUGUCAACAUAGAAAUGGCAUGCAUAAAUACAUAGACUUGCUAUCUAUUUAUUAUUUUUUGUCUUGGUUGAAAAGCGUGCGACUUAAAUUCUGAUAACUUCAUUUUUUUUUUCAAAUGAAAUCUGCCUAUACUUUUUCAGCUAUUGAUUAUUUACUGUAUAUUUACUAAUGUAUUAAACAUUAUAGCCACACACACAGAUAUUUAUAUAGUUCUUGCACAUUUCUUUGUACCUUAUAUUAAAUAUCAUGUGUCUCUGACAUUUAUGGACUGCUGAAUAUUAAUAAAAAUUAAUGGAACCUUU
Pygocentrus nattereri (red-bellied piranha) is the source of this 3200-nucleotide messenger RNA. RefSeq names its product notum pectinacetylesterase 2 (gene notum2). The coding region runs from base 508 to 2277 and encodes 589 amino acids. Lineage: Eukaryota; Metazoa; Chordata; Actinopteri; Characiformes; Serrasalmidae. Gene Ontology annotation, molecular function: hydrolase activity. The record is from RefSeq and is a predicted model, not a curated record. The transcript is spliced from 15 exons.